GGGAAAAUGGAGGCGGGCGUUAAGCUGCGGUGAAGGCGGCGAGUCUCAAUGCUUGUGCACCGGAAGAAGCGGCAUGGCGAAGCCGAAGAGGUACACUCCCCUGCAGGGCAAGCGGUUUUACCUGGACGUGCAGAACCAGCGGCAGGCGACUCAGCUGGAGAGAGAACUGCAGCAGCUCGGAGGGACUGUGGAGAGGUUUCUGAGUCGGGACGUCAACUACUUGAUCACCAGCCGCAGGGAGGUUGCGACAGACAGCAGUGGUCGACCUGCUGCUGUUGCUGCUGUUACUGCUGCUGCGCCACUCGGAGGGCCACUUACUCCCUCCAGCACAAGCUCCACGCUUGGCCUGGGAAAGACCGGCAGUGCUGCCGCGAGCUUGGCAGUCACUGUGACAACGCCGGUCACAUCUGGUGGCCCGACAGCUAUAAUCGGCGCGCUCAAUGACGAGAGGCCUACCUCCAGCUCCACGAUGCAGAGGACUCAUUCGGCGCAGGCUCGGACCACUAAACAUUGCGCUUUCAUCGAGCGGCCCAUGAAGGAAGCGCCUGAAACCGGCGCCGUUGCGGGAAGCAAGCAGCGGCAGUGCGCCGGAGUGCUGAAUCGCUUUGUUGCAGCCGUGAAGUUUGGUGGGAAGUCUCAGCCUGCACCACAGCUCAGGAACGGGUGUCGGACAGGCGUCGAGGGCAGUGAUGCGAAACCAUCAGUCACGGCCUCACAGCAGCAGCAACAAUACAAACAGCAGCUGGUGCUGCAACAGCAGAAAAAGCUUCAUCUACCGUCACUGCUCGUAAGCCGUGGAAAGAAGUUGGUGCAGAAAGCCAUGAAGAGACAGGAAAAUGUAGGCGCCGACAUGCUUGCCAAUGCUCGCUCCUGGGGUGUGAAGAUUAUACACAUGGAUGCUGCCUUCAAGUACCUGGAGAAGAAGAGAUGCGAGGCUGGGAACCCCCCACCUCCAGGGCCCCAUGUCCAGCCUGCACCUCAGCCUGGCAGUGCCACACACAAGCACAUUAGCAGUAUUAAACUGCAAAAGCAAUUCAUCAAGGUGGAAGACUGCAGUCAGCACUAUCGCCCAAUGUUCGUGCAGCUGGGCUGCUUCCCGUGGAUAAACACGGCAUCGCCGCGUGGCAACUGCCCCUUCGAGCUUGAGAUCCUCCCAGCUGGGCCCUCCCAGCAGCAACUGCAGGAGCAGAAACAGCAGCAGGAGCUGAAAAUUAAGCAGCAGAAGCAGCCACAGCAAGACCAACAGCAGAUGCUCGUCAUGGGAAACAAAAGAGCCGAGACUAAUGCUAACACGAAGGCGGCAGCCAAGCCGAGUGCACAUGACGGAGGCUGCAAGAGAACGGGAGGCCCCGCUCAGUUUCCGCCCUGCCGGCCCAAGCAUGGCUACUGCGAGUGCUGCUGCCUCACCUUCCAGCACAUGCAGUCGCAUAUGCAAAACGAAGGCCAUCGGUCCUUUGCCUUGGACGAUACAAACUACGUGGAGCUCGACGCUAUAAUCCGCCAGCUGGAGAUGAGGAGCUCUGCCAGCCCCACAGCAACGCUCGGCAGCAUUACUCCCGAGUUUUCAAGGCCAAUGCAGGUGUGUCAGCAGGAAAGAAGUCGUCGACCUUCCUAUCGUGCAGACACUGGGGCGGCCCUGAUGGCCACCUUGCAUGGCAGUGGUGGUGGUGGAAGUAAAGGUAAUAGAGCUGCUGGCAUCGGAAGCAGUGGAAGAAAAGGUGAUAUAGGUGGUAGAGGUGAAGGUGGCAUCAGUGGAGAUGGAAGCAAAUGUGGUGGUGAUUCUGGCCUCUCCCAAACGCGACCUUGUGCUACCAGCAUAGAGGCCAUUGACACUGCCUGUGUGGGAAGGACCGGGAGUUUCAGCCGUGCCUCCUUUUCCACGAAGCUGCCAAACGAUGUCAUGCCUUUGUUGUCCCCAUGCACUGUGGCAGAGAGCUUCUCUAUGCUGUCCCAUAAUAAUCUGGAACCACUUCGGCUCCGAGCAGAGAGGGUUUCAGCUAUAGCCAAUGCGGCCACGUCACGCCAGUCACCGGUGGCCAACUGUUUGUCAAAAUCCAAGAAGCGCAAAGCGAAAUUAACCGCAGGAACUACCGCCAUCCAAAGUGGCCAGACUUGAUCACUCUGAGAGCGGGGAAGGAGGGAUUGUUAUGUCGACCUGGAACUCCGGAGCCGGCGACAUGGGAUGCACGGCAGCAGAUGCAGACUACUCACAUGGGAUCAGGGGCUGUGCAGGUGGUGGGGAAGCGCUUGGCCACUCCAUGCCCACCGCAGAUGCUGCUCCCAUAUGUCAGGCAGACGAUGUUAAUGUUUUGCAAGUCACUGAUGGAACAGUCGAUCGAACUUGGCUCAGCGGCACUGAGGUACAAGCGGAGGCCCCCUGGUGGGAGAGGAAUUCGGCAUUGGAGGCAACAGGUGAGGGCGGAAUACCACUUUACCUCCAGCUGCUCCAGAUCUUCCGGACGAGUGAGGUGGACUCCUUUGAGGGAUUCCAUUUGGAUGGUGACGGGGUACAGGAGCAGCAGGAGGAGCAGGUUGCGGAGAGCGCAGGCUCCCACGAGGACAAGCAAGGAGGACCGACGCUGCACAUCGCCCAGGACAGCAGGGAUGAGCAAGACAGUACUCGCUACAUGGGCAGUGGCCUCCCAGGAGAUGCAGCUGAACACAACAGCGCAGCUGAUAGCACAGCAAGGACGAGCACACGAAACAGAACUCCGACGGAAGCCAGCAGCAAAACUGCUGGGUUGCCCGGGCAACCCAGCAGUGGCCAAUCUGGUUCCAGAUGUUCAGCAACCUCAGUACAGAUGACUUCAGGUGGAGAUAUCAAGCAACUCCAGGAAAUUGCAGUCUCUUCGAAGAGCAGCUCUGAAUGGGACCCGCUGUUCCCUUCACGAGGGAAGCAGCGAAAGGUGAACGGCGCGUAUGAUAACCUGCGCGACGUGUGCGUGGACGUGACCGACAUGGGCUAUCAGGCACACCUGGAUGCCGUGCUCGGGGCCAACCUCAACCCCAAGUGACGUCUUCACCCGCAUACUCGCGCACCGGCAGAGAGGCUCACCAUUCUCUACAGUGCUGCCUGGGUGCGGUAGAGCAGGGGGGUGGGAACCUGAGUACCGAAUAGGACGUUUUAGAUAUGUUUGGCGGGACACAUAUUAACACACCUCAGUCACUUCUCUCACUGAAAGAGGCACUUGUAGUUACAGAAUUAACUUGAGUGCAUUAAAAUAACCAGUGGUGAAAUCUUUUUUUAAUCUAGUAGCCUAUUAAUUUGGCUGUUAUGGCAGCGAUGGAUAAAAUAUCGUCCGUGGCCAGUUUCAAAGUAGUAGGCUUCAACGCGGCCGUGUGUUGUAUGAAAUAAAGUUGCGAGCCGUAUCCGAUCCACGGGUCGUAGAUUCCUCACCCUUUUGCCCCCUUAAAUUCACUGUCACUUUGCAAUGGAGGGGUGGUUUGUGACAGGGGAACCUCAGAGCAGCGGUCUUAUGCCUUAAAGAAUGCAACCCAUAUAAUAGCCAUUGGUAGAUGCCCUUGGGCAGUUCCCACGCCGUCUGACAUUGUUGUCGUUGAUUAAAUAAAAAAUAUAAAUUACAGGUGUGCUCUAGAGGCACACUUUGGCAUUGCUUUUGUUGUAGCAUAAUUAUUUUUCCUAACAAAGUUUAAAAACUCGUGUUGGACAGUCCAGGAAACAACACAGGAAUGUAUCUACAAGGGAUGUUUAUUUUGGGUUGUCUUUCAUGAGCGAUGGCACAAACCGGCAUUACAUUCUAGCGACAGUUUAUGCAGUCAGAAACAGUACCUCAGCGGUCUGAUGUUGCCAAUUGUGUGAUGUGAAGCGUGCAGAAUUUGCUGUGUUACAUUUUCCGCAGACGGUGGAAAUGUCGGUGCUAUUUGUUUAUGCUUCUCAUCCUGAAUGAUGAGUGUCUUUACCUUUUGCUGAUUGGUUUAAAUUAUAUACGCGUGAUGUUGGGCGAUGGACAGAUUCCUGUGGACCUGUGUCCACCAGAGCCAAACUGUUUAC
This is a messenger RNA of Lethenteron reissneri (Far Eastern brook lamprey), 4012 nucleotides long. Its product is annotated as protein DBF4 homolog A-like. Gene Ontology annotation, cellular component: Dbf4-dependent protein kinase complex. Gene Ontology annotation, molecular function: zinc ion binding; protein serine/threonine kinase activator activity; nucleic acid binding. Gene Ontology annotation, biological process: regulation of cell cycle phase transition; positive regulation of nuclear cell cycle DNA replication. Lineage: Eukaryota; Metazoa; Chordata; Hyperoartia; Petromyzontiformes; Petromyzontidae. The record is from RefSeq and is a predicted model, not a curated record.